AGUCACCGCGGAAAACCCAAACACUCCAGCGGCCGAGAGCCCCUUUUGGCACUUGGCAGCACGCGGCGGCGGGCUCCUCGGCUCAACUUGGUGCAAGAUCCUCCGUCACUCAACUUUCGGGGCUGCUUGGCAUUUAAGGCUUUGCAGACAGAGGAAAGGGCAGCGCCUGUCCAGGCAGUGGCCACCUGCAGGGAGUUGGCGAGCCAAGGCAACCGGACCGAAGGACAAAAAGAAAGCAGAGGGCAAAGUACCACCGCGGAGUGGGGACACUGCCGAGAAGUUCCAGGGUCCCGAAGAGGAUUUUUCCUAGAGUUCGGCCAGAGAGACCAAAGCGGCCCGGGACGCAGCGCCCCGGCCCUGGGCUGGUCCUCGGCUCCCCUCUUCCCGAGCGGGAGCGACGCCGGGACGCACGGUCGCCGGCUGAGCAGGUCCCCGCUGGCAGCCAACAUUGAUUUCCUCCGGGCGGAGGCCGAGGGACCGGGUGGCGGCGGCGGGCUGCAGCCGCGGCACGGCGACAGCAUGUCCAAGCCGGUGGACCACGUCAAGCGACCCAUGAACGCCUUCAUGGUGUGGUCGCGGGCCCAGCGGCGGAAGAUGGCCCAGGAGAACCCGAAGAUGCACAACUCGGAGAUCAGCAAGCGCCUGGGCGCCGAGUGGAAGCUGCUGACCGAGUCGGAGAAGAGGCCGUUCAUCGACGAGGCGAAGCGCCUGCGAGCCAUGCACAUGAAGGAGCAUCCCGACUACAAGUACCGGCCGCGGCGCAAGCCCAAGACGCUGCUCAAGAAGGACAAGUUCGCCUUCCCGGUGCCCUACGGCCUGGGCGGCGUGGCGGACGCCGAGCACCCGGCGCUCAAGGCGGGAGCCGGGCUGCACGCAGGCGCGGGCGGCGGCCUGGUCCCCGAGUCCCUGCUCGUGCGGCGGCUGCUGGACUGGCCUCCCCUGCAGCCCAGCUUCGCAGCCCCUGCCUUGUACCGAGCUGAGCUGCCUUUCCCUUACAGAAAGAAUGCUUGGAACUGUAACUGUGCAGCAUCCAGCUGA
Molecule: messenger RNA, 1038 nt
Organism: Peromyscus maniculatus bairdii (prairie deer mouse)
Lineage: Eukaryota; Metazoa; Chordata; Mammalia; Rodentia; Cricetidae
Gene: Sox21
Product: SRY-box transcription factor 21
Biological process (GO): neuron differentiation; brain development; negative regulation of transcription by RNA polymerase II
Cellular component (GO): nucleus
Molecular function (GO): RNA polymerase II cis-regulatory region sequence-specific DNA binding; DNA-binding transcription activator activity, RNA polymerase II-specific
Source: RefSeq, a predicted model, not a curated record